ACCUUCCAAUUUGUUCAGACCCCUUCUGCUUUCCUGCUGCCAGUGAGAGACAGCUUGUCUCAAAACCAUAAUGCCAAGGCUCAAAUUCCCAAAACUCGUUCUGCCGAAUCCCGGCUUGGAUGAUAGAAUUCCUUCCUAUGAAGAGCUUGAGAGGAGAGAAAUUGAAGAGGUGGAUGAUCGACCCAAAUGGGACAACAAAGCUCAGUACUUGCUGACUUGUGUUGGUUUUUGUGUGGGAUUAGGAAACGUGUGGCGUUUCCCCUAUCUCUGUCAAAGCCAUGGAGGAGGUGCAUUCAUGAUUCCAUUCCUCAUCCUCUUGGUGCUGGAGGGCAUCCCACUGUUGCAUCUGGAGUUUGCCAUUGGACAACGCAUGCGGAGAGGCAGCGUGGGUGUCUGGAGUUCUAUCCAUCCUUACUUGAAAGGAGUGGGUAUCGCGUCAAUGCUGGUUUCAUUCCUGGUGGGUUUAUAUUACAACAGCAUAAUAGCAUUGGUUAUGUGGUACAUCUUUAAUUCAUUCCAAGAGCCAUUACCUUGGAAAAACUGCCCACUUGCACCCAACGGUACAGGAUAUGUGGAUGAAUGUGUCAGGAGCUCUCCAGUAGAUUAUUAUUGGUACAGAGAAACAUUAAAUAUUUCCACCAGUAUCAAUGAUUCAGGUACCAUCCAGUGGUGGCUGCUACUCAGUCUUAUUUGUGCAUGGGCGGUGCUGUAUGUGUGCACAAUUAGAGGCAUUGAAACAACUGGCAAGGCCGUAUACAUUACUUCUACCAUGCCUUAUCUGAUACUUACAAUCUUUUUGAUACGAGGCCUGACAUUAAAAGGAUCUGUAGAUGGCAUCAUAUUUCUCUUUACACCAAACAUGACAGAACUGGCAAAUCCAACCACCUGGUUGGAUGCUGGAGCCCAAGUAUUCUAUUCCUUCUCCUUAGCUUUUGGUGGACUGAUAUCGUUUUCCAGCUAUAAUUCUGUUCACAACAAUUGUGAGCAAGAUGCAGUACUAAUCUCCAUCAUUAAUGGUUUCACAUCGGUAUAUGCAGCCACAGUAAUAUAUUCCAUUAUUGGCUUUCGAGCAACAGCACAAUUUGAUGCCUGUUUUGACAAAAAUAUCAUGAGUUUGACCAAUGCUUUCGAAAUACCAGACAAAUAUUUGACCCAAGAGAACUAUGCAGACGUAUUUCAGCAUUUAAACAGUACCUACCCAAUAAGAGUAGAUGAGCUGAAUUUGAAACAUUGUGACCUGCAGGAAGUGCUGCGUCAGGGGGUCGAAGGCACGGGACUGGCCUUUAUCGUUUUUACUGAAGCUAUUACAAAAAUGCCUGCCUCUUUCAUUUGGUCCAUCGCGUUCUUUCUUAUGUUAUUUUGUCUUGGCCUUUCGUCAAUGUUUGGGAACAUAGAAGGUGUGUUGGUUCCAUUGUAUGAUUUACGCAUCUUGCCAAAGAAGUGGCCCAAGGAACUUGUAACUGGCCUGGUUUGUCUGGUGAGCUUCUUAAUUGCAUUCAUAUUUAUCUUAAAUUCUGGCAACUAUUGGCUGGCUAUGUUUGAUGCCUAUGCGGGUUCCAUCCCUCUACUGAUUAUCGCUUUCUGUGAGAUGGUGGGUGUUGUCUACGUUUAUGGCAUCGACAGAUUCAACAACGAUAUUGAAUGGAUGAUUGGGCAUAAGCCAAAUAUCUUCUGGCAAGCUACUUGGAGAUAUAUCAGCCCCCUCAUCAUGCUGGUUAUAUUCUGUUUUUAUUUUGUAAUAAAAGUGACUGAGAAUCUAACAUACAUCACUUGGGAUCCAUCUUAUGAAAACUUCCCACAGCUUUCUGUGGUGGAUUAUCCUGGUUGGGUGAGUGCGAUCAUACUACUUCUGGCUGGAGUGCCCAGUUUAUGCAUACCCGGUGUCGCAAUCUACAUGUUCAUCAAAAACAAAUGCAGGAAGAAAGAUGAUAAGAAGGGCCUCGUCCAGUCUACAUCUGUUGUCUCAGUGAAUGGAAUAAUGAAUAAUGAUGCAUAACAGAACCCUGAAGAGAUGCAAUGACAAGUUGCACUGCUCACCUCUGGCAAACAAAGCAUAGGACAAUGUUGGAGUACCUAAAUUUGGUCCGAUGUUUAUUUUGAUAAACAGUAAUUUCAGGGCUUUAUGUGGCAAAGGAAUGGUGAAAAUGCAGUGGAUUAAUUACUGCCGACUGGUAAUUCAGAAACAAUCCCAAAUUCUGAGUUCAAAUCCCACAAAUUCAGAUGUGGAAUUUAAAUCCAGUGUAAAAUUUGGAAUUAUAAAUCAUUAAUAGUGAUCAUUGCAAACCUGUUGGAUGUCAUAAAAGCUUACCCGGUUCACAAUUAUCCUUCAGGGAAGAAAGCAUCCACGUCGUACCUGGUCUAGUCUGUUUUAAUGUGCAAGUCCAGACCAAACAACGUGUGACUGACUCUUUAAACAAUAUGGACGGUAAGCCAUUCAAAUGAAAUGUAAUUUGCAAAUGGUAGCCUGAAAAAAAAAAGUACAUUGUCAAUACAAAGUUAAAAACAUUGUUCAUUGUCUAUGUGUGUCCUAAAUGGGGCAUUUCAGAAACAGAGGCUCAUUGUGCCUUCAGUAAAAUGGAUACCUUUAUUGCCAUUUAAAGUUGGUUUAAACAGUCACUUCAUGCUUACGUUAAUGAUUUAACACCAACAUUUAUACUUGUUUGGGUUUCAACAUCUACUGGCACAACAUCAGUGAGCAAGUAAAGUAUGUAGUGUUAAUAUAUAAACAUUAUUGAAAACUUUUGUUGCUUCAAAGGUCACCAACGAGAUCACUCCUGUCCUUCACUGAUAAUUAACAGAGGUGAAGGAGUUAUUCAUUUUUGUGACUCUCAAGAUCAAUGGCUUUUAAGGGCCUGUCCCACUUAUACAACUUUUUCGGCGACUGCUGGCAUCUGUCAUAGGUC
Messenger RNA from Leucoraja erinaceus (little skate), 2903 nucleotides. Its product is annotated as sodium-dependent neutral amino acid transporter B(0)AT1-like. The coding region runs from base 71 to 1996 and encodes 641 amino acids. Gene Ontology annotation, cellular component: membrane. The record is from RefSeq and is a predicted model, not a curated record. NCBI's taxonomy places the organism in Eukaryota, Metazoa, Chordata, Chondrichthyes, Rajiformes, Rajidae. The transcript has 12 exons. Gene Ontology annotation, biological process: sodium ion transmembrane transport.